UAGAGAAUAUUAUGUACUGUAGGAGGUGAAAGAUUUUACUCCUUCUUCUGGCUUUGCAGCUGCAUUUGCCAGAGUUGUGCCUUCUAAAGCAGUGUAUGAUAGCAUUUUUGGCACAUAAAUGAGCAUGGUUAUUUUCUUGGUGGUUGGGUCCCUGCUAAAUGAAUAAAACCAAAAUGUAUUAAUUUUAAACAGGAGGAAGCAUACAAUUUCCAAAAUUGUAAAGAAUAUGACAAACCACGGAGAAAAAUAAACCAUGAAAAAUUAUAAAGUCACAGAGCCACACAGUAGUGUGUGAAUAUUGGAAUUGCUGUAACUGGUUGUAUCUUUUGUUAAAAGGCUGUGGGUCACUGCUUACAUGCAACAGUGACUAGCAUCUUGUCUGCAGUUCUUUUUUAUUCUUCUCUCAUCCUCUAAGGAAAGAGCCAACGAGCAUCCUGCAUGUGACGUGCAGAGUUGUUCCAAAGAGGUUUUGGGGAGCAAAUUCCUUGCUGACUCAAGAUCUUCUGCCAUGAAAAAUGAAAAUUACCUACCCUUAUCUUAUAUUGCAGUCCUAUAGUUGGCAAAUGCUGUUAUUGCUCACGGUAUUAUCCAGAUGUUUUAGUAAGUCUCUUGCUAUGUUAAUUUACUUGUGUUGUCCUGCUAGUUUACAGUCAAAGUAGUUACCAGGUGAAGCUGAAAGCUAUUAUUUCUUAUCCCUAUGCUGACUAAUUAGUCUUUUGUUUCCUUGUAUCAGAAAGUCACAGACGCAGUGAGUUUGAAGCUAAUCAAUUACUAUACAUGUACUGCAUGAAAUCAAACAGAAAAGACAUUUGGCAUGCUCACUUUCUGAUCUAGCAAUACCUCUGAGCUUGUAGAGCUCCCAUUAACUUAGAGGCAGAGCACUGCAUGGGCUCAUACAAAUUUAAAGCAAUCUAAUUGGUAUUUUCUCUGAACAAAUAACAGUAAUAAUUGAAUUUGGCAUUUCAAGGUUUGACCAUGCAGAACUCCUACUGAUGUCAAUGGGAGAUGGGCACUUGGUCCCUCCACAAGCGUAGUCUGAUUCACUAUUUAUUUUGUUAAAACUUUGGACUUGCUAUUCCAUUAAUUGACUGUUCUCUUUGUCUUUGUAUUUACUUUCCCAGAUGUUCCAGCCUAUCAUUUUACUUAUUCUCAUCCUUGUAUUAUUUUCAUCCCUUUCAUACACAACAAUAUUUAAGCUUGUCUUCCUUUUUACACUGUUUUUUGUACUGUAAGCCAUUCAUCAUUUACUGUUCAUUGUAGUAUUAUUUUCAGUUUGUUUAUUUUGUCCACCCUCCAAGAUAAGACGUGCAAGAGACAUAGUUUCUGUAAUAGCCACUGCUGUAAAAACACUGAAGACUACUUGUUUGCCAAACCUAAACCAAACCCAAAAAAACUGCAAAAAAAAAAAAAACUAAAAAUCACCCAGUUGAAUAGAAAGACCGCUCAUCACAGCGUUCCAGAUCCUCUUGUCAUCAGCUGCCCUGCCCACAAAAACAUACAUCACCUCUGCUUGGUGCAUUUGAAGACAAACAUCUGAUGGGGCAAUUUGCCCAGAAUUUUAUGCUCCCUUAGUCAGAUCAAGAUUUGCAGAACUGGAUCUCAGCUAGCUACGCACUUCAUUGCUUUCACUGCUGUUUAGAAAUGGACUGAAAAACUUCCAAAGGAUUUCUUAUUCCAUGAAAGGAAACAUUCAGGGAAGAAAGAAAAAAGCAGAGCUAUCUUGUUGCUGUUACACAGACUGUAACCAUGGACCUGCGUAAACAACUGGAGAAUACAGAGAGGAACUGGAAUAAGGAGAAGAUGGAGCUGCUGGAGAGAUUUGACAAUGAAAGGAAAGAAUGGGAAUGUCAAUGGAAGGUCAUGCAGAAGAAAAUUGAAGAGCUUUACCAAGAGGUAAAACUUAGAAGGGAGAACAAUAUGAAUGUCCAUGAUAAUAAGGCCACUCAGAGCAAGAUGCUGCAGCUGUCCAUGCAUUCCCCUACUUCAGAAGAGAGUGACACAGUGGAGCUGAACUAUCAACACAAUGUGGUAAAUGACAGGAUGGAAAAAGGAAGUUUGCUCAGUAAAACAGGACCUGAAUGUAAAGAAACCAGAGCCAAGAGCAAGAACAAUAUUUUGCUAAUGGACAAUUUGGCCUUUGAGAGCCACGAGGAACCUGAAGACAGUAUCAGCAUCAGAACUUCCAAGAAAAAUGCCAAGAAUUAUAUUGGUGAUCUCAAUGUAGCUCUAAAAGAACUUGCCAGAGUUAGUGAAGAAUUAUGCAGCUAUCAAGAGGAAAUUCGAAAGAAGUCAAACCACAGAAGAAUGAAGUCACUUCCUUUCCUGGGGGAAUUUGAAGAAACCCAAAACACAGUUAUUCUGCCUGAGAUGAACCAUGUGUCCAGCAGUGAAUCACAGACUUCAGUUGCUUUUGAAACAGAGGAGCAUAAUAAUAGGAAGAAUCUGAUGAGCUCCACCAAGGGUUUGAAGGACAUGUCCUAUGGUGGUCUUAUUGGUGACAGAGGAGCAGACUUCAGACCCUGGCAAAAGAAAGAAGCUCCACCAGUUCCUCCACGGAGCACUUCUCGACACCUAGCAAACUCACUUUCUGCAGUUGUACAGCUUUCUGAAGCACCUGUGAGAGAUCCAAGCAUCAAAAGCACUUGCAAAGUUCAGGACUGUAGGAGUGGAAGGAAACUGGUGAAUCCUUUGCCUAUAAAACUAAAUGAAACUGCAGUGACAAAUGAAGGGCAGACUGUGAAAGGUCCUGUGAUGGUAACUGCUGUAAUACCUGUAACCAAAAAUGAGUGCAAUGUACCAACAAGUUUCUGCCACAACACGUGGGCAUAUGAUGCUGGCAAAGACAGUAAAAGUGAGUCCUCCCCACUGUCAUCCCAGAAAAGUUGCUCAGAUGGAAAUAUGGCUCAGAGCAACAAGAUGCACCAGAAACAAAAUCCCAAGUGUCAAAGCAGUCCUGUUUACAGUAAUGACUUUUAUGCCCCUGCUACCCUUACCCUGCACAGUGAUCUUUUGGGAGACUCUAGGUAUACUUUGAGAAAGACCCCAAGAAAUGAAACUUUAGCAGCAAAGAUUGAUGAAUUUAACCGGACUGUAUUUCACACAGAUAAACGUAGCAAUGCUUUGCAAGAAAACCAGGUGACUCGAACAGCAUCAGAAGAUCACAAACCCUGCAGCCCACCUUGUGACUCUGCUAUUAGCAGGACAGAAACUGUAGAUACAUCUUGUGUUUCAAAUCCUAAAUUCUCUGCACCAAAGGAACAAGAAACUAGCAACCCCAGCAAAGCUGUCAGAUCAGCAGGGCAUCAAAAGCAAGUAAAUGGACUUCCAAAUACUAGCAGUUAUAGACACAUGCUUCAUGAGCAUGACUGGAGACCAAGUAAUUUAUCCGGUCGCCCGCGCUCAGCUGACUCAAGGUCAAACUACGGUGUUGUUGAAAAGCUUUUGAAAAACUAUGAAAAAUCCACGGUGACUUCUCCGUGUAAUGAAAAACGCUGCAAAGAUAAAUGGACACGGGCAAACACUGAAUCUACUGAUGGGGGUUGUGAGACGUUGAGUCAGUAUUUAGAAAUGCUUCAGAUUGAGCAAGGAAAGCAAGAAUUUCCGAGGAAUUCAGCCAGGCAUAUUGGGCAGCAACUCAAGCAAGGAAAGGAGAGACAGAAGUUACCAGAGAUAUCUGUGCCAGCUAAAUGUUCAAGUGGGAAGGGUUUCUCCCGACCAGCCCGACCAGCAAAUCGACGCUUACCUUCCAGAUGGGCAUCGAGAUCACCAUCAGCACCGCCUGCUGUGAGAAGGACGGCGUACAACUGCUCUGUCUCCUUUCGUUCAGAGACCUCAGUAGUCUGAACCCAGAGAUGGAUUGGGUGGUGGUGUGAAAGCUCUGCACCUCAUUGUAACUGUGUUCGACCUGUGUCACAGCGACCAGUUCUACCCUGUCCUAUCUUAUCCAAGAGUGACCCCAUCACAUGCCAGACAAAACGUUUUGAAUCUUAGGUCAUCAUCAUGGUCUUCAGUGUUUUUAUUAAGAUGGAACAACUAUACCCCUGGUUUUCUCCUUUUUUUUUUUUUCUUUUUAGUACUAGCUCACAAAGAAUUUAUUUUGAGUGGCAUCUUCCUUAAUUUGCCAAUCAAUUUUGAGUUGGAACAAUGUAUAGUGCUGUAUAUUCUGACUCUUCUGCAAACAGCAGAACGUAAAGCUGUAUGCAUGAUCAUGUGUUUGUAGGUGCAUGUGUUGGACUAGGAAGUAUACAGGUCUGUAUUUAGAAGAGAAAAACUGUGCUAGUGUUGACAUUGAAACUACAACCUAUAUGCCGACAUAUAUAUAUAUACUUUGUGUUUAUUUUAAAAAGUUUGAAAUAUACAGUCCUGAUGACAU
Cygnus olor (mute swan) is the source of this 4372-nucleotide messenger RNA. Its product is annotated as KIAA0408 ortholog. The coding region runs from base 1747 to 3843 and encodes 698 amino acids. The transcript is spliced from 8 exons. The record is from RefSeq and is a predicted model, not a curated record. NCBI's taxonomy places the organism in Eukaryota, Metazoa, Chordata, Aves, Anseriformes, Anatidae.